Messenger RNA from Gastrolobium bilobum, 2736 nucleotides. RefSeq lists its product as uncharacterized. Bases 63 to 2579 code for a protein of 838 amino acids. Gene Ontology annotation, molecular function: protein binding. Lineage: Eukaryota; Viridiplantae; Streptophyta; Magnoliopsida; Fabales; Fabaceae. The transcript has 2 exons. The record is from RefSeq and is a predicted model, not a curated record.
UUGUCUUUGAAGUUUAUACACACAAACAUUGGAUUUGAUACAUAUCAAGACUUAUCAUCAUCAUGAAUCAUAAUAGGCUUUCUGAGGAAGGAGAAAGUAUUCAUCUAGAAGUUGGUGAACUGCAGAGGCUAAGCGAGAUAACAAGCACAAGCCCCACCACAAUGUUUGAGCCUCGUGGCCUUAACAGUAUUGAUAAGAAAGACAGUGGUUCUGGUUCUGGUGCUGGUGCUUGUGUUUCUCCAACAGAAGUUAGAGCACCAGAAAAGAAGCUUACCCUCUUUGCUCUGAGGCUUGCAGUGCUUGAAAAAACAGCAACUGGCCUUGGAACUCUUGGUUUUAUAUGGGCAACCGUUGUUCUUCUUGGUGGUUUUGCUAUUACCUUAGACAAAAGCGAUUUUUGGUUCAUCACCGUCAUUCUCUUGAGUGAGGGUACAAGGAUUUUCAGCAGAAGCCGUGAACUUGAGUGGCAACACCAAGCCACAUGGUCUCUUACUGAUGCUGGAAUCAAUAGCUUCAGGAUGUUGAGGUCCAGUUCUAACUUCCUCUUUCAAAGCAUUAAGAGCCUUUGGAGGCCAAUUGCUGAAGUUAAAAAGCAAAGUCAAAGUAGGAGAGACUCGUUGGAGUCUACUAUGGUAACCCGAAGGUAUAAUGAUACCAUGAGGUUAAGGACACAAACUCGAACAUGGAUUAGCUCAGAUGUUCCACUUCUACCAUAUGUUGAAUCGCUCUUCCUUUCAAGGCAUAUCAGUAGGCUUUUGUAUUGGCUUCAGCUUCUUUCUGCAACAGCUUGUGUGGUUCUCUCAUCAAUAAAGCUCAUCAAGCGUAAUUAUGGAGAAGUUGCCAAGGGAGACACUGACAAGAGGAACCGGGAAUCUGCUUUGGAUAUCUUUUAUGCAUUGGCUCUGGCAGAAGCUUUGUUGUUCUUGAUGGAAAAGGCUUACUGGGAAUGGAAAAUCACCUAUUGCAAAUUGUUGGAUGAGGUUAACAAUGAGUGUGAGUUGGGGCCAACAGGGACGGUGUCAAUUAGGAGGUUCUUUUAUGAUGCUUAUUCUAGGUGUAUCAAUGGAAGCAUAUUUGAUGGCUUGAAAAUGGACAUCGUUAGUUUUGGUAUGGAUCUCUUGGCUUCAAACUCACCUGAUGAGCAGCUGAUUGGAGCAAGAAUUCUUCGCCAAUUCGCGGUGAGUGAGAGAUUUUCAGAUGAUACACUUCAAAAGAUUGGAAUUUCCAUAUCUGUGGUAGAGAGACUAGUUGAGAUGUUGAAUUGGACAGAUGACAAGGAGGAAGAAAUUAGGCAAUCAGCUGCGGAGACUUUAUCAAAACUAGCUGGCAAGAAGCAGAACUCGCUUCGCAUAGCUGGGAUACCAGGAGCUAUGGAAUCAAUAUCAUCUCUUCUCCAAACUAACAGGAAUUCUAUACCUGCAGCUGAUGAAAUUGGAGAAAAGAAACAUGUGCUUGAUCAUCCCAAUUAUGGUUUCUGGACGUUUAACCAUUUGGGACUCCUCAUUCUGAAAAAACUUGCCCAUGAUCAUGACAACUGUGGAAAGAUUGGAAACACAAGAGGCCUACUCCCUAAGAUCAUAGAUUUCACACAUGCUGAGGAAAGGUUGCUCAAGAAUGAAAAUGUUACUCCAUCCCAAAUACUGACAGUGAAGAGAUCUCUGCAGCUGGUGAAGAUGCUUGCUAGCACAGCAGGCUCUCAUGGGAAACAUCUUCGAAGAGAGAUUUCAGAGAUAGUUUUCACAAUCAGCAAUAUCAGAGAUAUUUUAAGGCAUGGAGAGAAACAUCCCUUGCUACAGAAACUGAGCAUAGAAAUUUUGACCAGUUUGGCAUUGGAAGAGGAGGCAACGGAAAGGAUUGGGGGUACAGGUGGAGUACUUAAAGAAUUGUUCAACAUAUUUUUCAAACAUUUCAUGCCUGAAAAGAAAGAUCUAACUAGUGUUGCUGCUGAGGCCCUAGCAAUGCUGGCAUUACAAAGCAAGAACAAUUGUCAUCGGAUUUUGAAGUUGAGAGUACUGGAAGAGCUGGUAGAAACAUUGAGAGUUCCACAGCUUCGCAUCAAUGCUGCUAGAAUUCUAAGAAAUUUAUGCACCUAUAGUGGAACAGAAUACUACAACCAGCUAAAGGGGGUUACAGUUGCAGCACCCGAAGUAAGUAUACUUCAGGCAAUCAUGUCAGAAGAAAACAAGCUACAAGAAGUGAUGAUUGGACUAGCAGCAAAUGUUUUCGCAUUCAUGACUUCCACUGAAUCAAGAACUGUAUUUGAAGAAUGUGGAAUCACUGAAGCUGAACUGGCAUAUAAAUUAAUCCAGAUUCUCAAAAACCAUCAAUAUCCACCAACUAAGGUCCCAAGGAUAAGGAGGUUCGUGAUAGAGCUGGCGAUUUGGAUGAUGAAAGACAAAGCAGAAAACAUACAUACUUUUAAGGAUCUUCAAAUGGAGGAGGUGCUAGAGGGUGUCUUAGAGACCACAUCAGAGCUUGAAAGUUUUAAUGUUUUCUCCGGUAGUGUGGGACUGAGCCGGCACCAUCUAACAGUUCACUCACUGGUUGAGACAGCAUUGGAGUUGCUGGAAGAUAGGUAAAAUAACAAUCAAACACAGAACCAUAUUGCAAAAUUUGUAAACCAUGUUGACUCACAGCAACCAUUGUAAUAGUAUACUUGUACAUAUAUGUUUGCUUGGGCUGGAAAGCUAGCCAGACUCAAUAACUUAUUCAUUAAUUUUUUUAAAUUUUUUUUAU